Zophobas morio is the source of this 2770-nucleotide messenger RNA. RefSeq lists its product as uncharacterized. Bases 337 to 1707 code for a protein of 456 amino acids. NCBI's taxonomy places the organism in Eukaryota, Metazoa, Arthropoda, Insecta, Coleoptera, Tenebrionidae. The transcript is spliced from 6 exons. The record is from RefSeq and is a predicted model, not a curated record.
ACAUCUUGAUCCAGUGAUACCGCUACAGUCGGUCGGUGACGUCAAUACAGCCUGGCCUGACCUUAGUUGAUAGAUUCUCACUUUUUUGUUUGAAUAAUUGAAUUAAACAAUCUUAUAGUGUCCUUUUGUUUAUGGCUUAGGCUCUCUGUUUCCAGAUGACCGUGUCGAGUCUUUUGAAUAUUGUCUUCAAUUUUAAAAACAUCAAAUGCCAGCGUUAUCCAAAUGUUAAGUGUUAUGUGAUUUGCUAAGAGUAUACCUAAUUGAAGCUACGGUUAUCAUGCAGUCAUGACCAGUAGGUGGUAAUGGACAUUAUAACAAGUUUUUCAAAAUAAAAUAAUGGAUAAUGAUGAAGCUGGAUUAAUGCCGAUUACCGAUGAUGAGUCAAUAUCAGAAAUUGAAGAACAAUGUCUUCCAGUCAACAAGUCCGUUAAUCGAAAUAACCACAAUUUCACAUAUGUGGAACAUACUAAGACCGAAUUUGUUAUAUUCAAAUUAACAUUAAUUUUUUCUACAUUAGCGGUGGUUAUUUUAUUUCCACUUUAUUUAAAAAAUGUUAGUCUUGCUGGAAAUGUUUACAGCUUAUUACUAACAAAUACCGUACUUUCUGCAGGAGUAUUUAUUUUAGGAUCGGUUUUUUUAAAAUUAUUAUUUUUUAAAUUUGAAUAUACUGGAAUUUUAAAAUUACCGUUCUCAAAAUUAAAAUUAUUUAAAAUCACUUUAAUAUAUUUUUCAUGUGCUGCUGCAUUAGCAUAUGCAUUAGAUCAAAAAAGAGUUGAUUGCCACUUUCAGGAUCCUAUGAAAGCUCUUGUACUUCUCUUCGCAUUUUUAUAUUAUUUUUUCGUUUGUGAGAGAUUUAUGUGCCUUCGGCGGAUAUUUUCUACAACUAUAAUCAUCACUGGACUAUUUGUUGCUUUAGAUUAUAGCUUGUGUAAUAAAUUUAAAUGCAGGGGAUAUGAAAUUCAACAUACGUCCGAUGACUCAGGCAACUGGUCAAAGCAAACUCAUGCAGUAUGGACAUCAGUUUAUAUUAUAGGGCUAGCACUGUUCGCAGCGUUCUUUACUGUUCUAGAACAAAUUCUUUUUAAAGUUAAGAAAGCGAUACCAGGUCUCUGUACAGUUUCUUCUUCAGUUUCUACAAUGAGCGUUUCCUCUUCAGUUACAGAACUUGAACAAAUAAAUGUUUGUAAAAAGAUCAGUUCAGUUCAGUUAGUAAUGUGGUUGCACAUUUUUGGCAUACUGAUAGUGGGGAGUUUGUUUUGGAUCGAGUUUAUUCCACAAAUAGGAAAGGGAUCUAACGCGAAAGAAGUUGUAAACAAUACAUUUAACGGAAUCCAUUGUCACUUUUCAAAUGAAGUAGACUGUAGAAAUACAACAAUAAUUUCAUGGUUAUUUUUGUUCUCAUACACGGGAUUUGUUGCUGCAUCAAUUCAUUUUUUAAUAUUGACACAGUCUGCUGUAUACACUGUAGCCACAAUGUCGACAGCUCUACCUUUAGCUGCAGUGUGGUGGUCAUUUGUUCAGAUGGUGCCAACAGAAAAUGAUUUAGUGAUAUGGAAACCUUCCAUUACCGGAGAUUUAAUUUCAUCGCUUCUCGGCCUCCCGAUAGUAACAUUGGGACUAUACUUUUGGUAUAAAGCACAUAUGAAAGAUUGCCAGCAGUUUUCAAGGAUAAGUCAUCUUUCUAUACGAGGAAAUCUAAUUACUUAAUUCGUCGUAUGCUAUAUGGCUUUCGGCUAGUUAUUUCAACAGAACUACAACUAUGCCGACAUUAAAUAAAAUAGUAUAUUACAUUAUAAGGGAAGUAAACAGGAUUUACUAUGUCGAGCGAGAGAUUUUCAAUCUCGCGAGACAGUGUUAAUCCGUUACUUCCCGCAUAAUGUAUAUUAUUUUUUUCCCGACCCAAUCACUAACCAACAAAUAAUUAAUUCAAUAUUGCCAAAAUGCAUAAUACUGAAUGAAAAUAGGUGGUCUCCUUUGUGUUGCUAAGGGUAUCAAUUAAAGAUAAUUUCAAAAACACAUUUUGUUCAUUUUUGUUACAAAAAAUCGUAAAAUUAAACGGUGUUGUUGUAUUGAGUCCUGUCAUUUCAUUUACUUCCCUAGCGAGGUAAGUAGCCCUAGGCCACCACAACACGGUUAGUAAUUUGAACUUACCUUCGUCAAAUGUGACUUGGUAAAAGCGACUUACGAGAAGGGUCGGGAAAAAAUAUUUUUAUUUAUGACGCUGAAGCAGAUUUCACUUAUCUCACUCAUCAAACUUGGUGAAUUACAUUAUCACACUAGUGGGGUAAUAUUAAAAAUAGUACCCACGUAAAAUAGUAUAUUAUUAGCCAAGAUUGCAAAGCCAAGCAUUCUAGAGCAAGCGCAAAUUAGAAGCAAGAGGUCUAGAAAUGGCUUUGCAACCGUGGUUAAUAUAGGUACUAUUUUUUUCACUAAUAGAAACCAUAAGACAAUAAAUUGAAAAAAUAAACGUUCAAUUUUUUGACGCAAUAUGAUUUUGUUUUGAUUUCUAAUCAAACUUAAUCUAAAUCUUCAACACAAAGAAAACCGUUUACACUUGUCGCUGAAUUAAUCAUUUUAUCUGCUGCCGUCUACCAACUACCAUGCGUAUACCUACUCAAGUAAUGUUAGUAGCACACAUUCAUUCAUUUUUUAAGAAAUAAUCACAUCAAAUAUUGCGUACAUAACCUCAAUCUUCUUUUUGAACCCGUGGUCGCAAAAGUUGAAUUUGCUACCUCUAAAUGAGUCGACAUUUGCAUGCUUCAUGGCUGCU